Messenger RNA from Coregonus sp. 'balchen', 6244 nucleotides. The record is from the annotation of a GenBank genome assembly. NCBI's taxonomy places the organism in Eukaryota, Metazoa, Chordata, Actinopteri, Salmoniformes, Salmonidae.
CUGGUCCAUCUGUCAGGCCCACAGUGUCUUUGCUCCCCCCGUCCUCUGAGCAGCUCUCGGCCACACUGGGGGCGAUGGUGAGCUGGUAGGUGAACGGGGAGGAGGUGACGGAGGGGGUCCUGACCACCACAGAAGAAGAGAAGGGCGGCCUCUACAGCCACAGCAGCACCCUAACCCUGAGCAAGGCACUCUGGGUAGAGGGAGAGGUGUACACCUGCAGGGUCACCCACGACGACACCAGUGAUUCAGCUGCCUUCCGGAGAAGUCACUGUAGUGUCUAGAAGCCAUUGUAGGGGGCUAGAGAGUCCCCACAUGGUGUUAAUGAAGGAAACAUUAGUGUUUUAGUGCUGAAUGUUAAAGUAUAACAGUGAAUAAUAUCAGUAAUGCUGAGUGCUAAAUGAACUAUUUUGAGAUUAAGUUGUGCAUGUCAUCUUGCCUCUGAGUUCAAAUAAAGCUUGUUUUGAUUUAAAUAUAAUAAUAAUAAUAAUAAUAUGCCAUUUAGUUGAUUUAAUCAUGAUUCCAGUGAUCACUAUCUCAUGAAUAGGUAGCACAUUUCAUUCUAAUUUAAAUUUAUCAGCUUCUUUCAUAAUUUAGCAUUGUAGCAGAUAGCUACUCUCAUGUUUUCAAACAGAAUUAAAAGGGCAUCUGAUACAACAAAUACUCUGCAAUCCUUUCUACAACUGAAUUAUCCUGUUAUACUGUAGUACCAAUAACAGUGAUAAUAAUUAGUGAUAUUUGAUAAUAAACCUCUAAGAUCUGCUCUCAGAACUCACACCUCUAAAUAGUUACUUUCCAUAAAAUAUGUACAUUUAUGGUGUUUAAUGCCUAAUAUGAUUUUAUUAAAAUAAAUGCUUCAGCAAUGGUUUUCAACAAUGUGUAGUCUAAACUUCUCCAUUAUAUUUCCCCAGAUCUUCUCUACCUAUCAAUCCCCUGGGGACAGAGUGAACGUCUGGUGACAGUGCUGCUCUAUUCUGGGACAAGCAGAACCACCCAGCCCUGUCUAUGUAAAUCUCAGUUUCACUCUCACAGCUAACAGUCUAGCAGUUGAACAGUUUCACUGCCUGAAAUACCCUGGACUGGGCCAGAUAUGAGAGAGUGACUGGUUUUAACCUCUAUGGUGGAUGCAGGAAUGGAGACAUAACAGAUAUGGCAUAAUGUAAUUAAUGACAGAUAAAAUGAGUAUUAUACUUUAUGUAGAUAGUGUAUAUAGUGUAGAUAGUGUAUGUAAAUAGUGUAGAUAGUGUAUGUAAAUAGUGUAGAUAGUGUAGUGUAGAUAGUGUAGUGUAGAUAGUGUAUGUAAAUAGUGUACAUGUGUCUCAUGGUUGAGUCCAGCAUCAGGUCUCAUUCACAGGUCUAGCAGUCAGUAAUCUAUUCGGGGAAAAAUGUUAAUAUUUUGCUGUAUAUGAAUACAUCCAUUAAAAUCAGACAUUUGGUUGUGAGGUCAAUUUGGGAACUUGUUUUGGGGGGGCUGAAGUGAUUGUAACGUUUAAGUAAUGUAAAGGUCAUUACACCUUUUGUUUGGCUUCUCAUGUGGACUGGUAAUAGCUCCCAUUUGACCUGUGAACCUAAAUUGUCCAGCAGACAUAUGACAACAAUCGUCUACACAUGACUGUGUCUUGUUGACUGUGUCUAAGUCCUGUACAGAGCUGGGUAAAAAAAGUGUUCCAGUUCUCUGGCCCUUCCACUUGGAAGGAGCUUCAAAGGGACAUGAAAUUGCAGGAGCUUGUCUCUUUGACUGACUACUGUAGCUAAAGUAAAAACUAUGGUGGACAAUGAAGUGGGGGGCUGUCAAUGUUUUGACCCCUAGAUGCAGCACAUCUCCCCAAAUAAUUAUUGCCUUCUCAAUGUGUAAAUGUAUGGUUUUAAACUGUAGUGCUUUGUGUUUUAUGUUGUAAAUUGUGUGUAAAGCUUUGUGUGCUGCUAUUUUGUCCGGGCCUCUCUUAUAAAAUAGAUAAAUAAUAUUUUUCCAAUGCAAAACGUUUUGCUAUGGUGUACAACUAACAUAUAAACUCCAGACUUUCUUAGUCCCACAGAGACAGUGUAUUUGAAGAGUGGAGUGGCUGAUUGCCCAGCCAAUCAUAGCCUUGAUUGGUAAACUAGCCUCGGCUGGGCUCAAUUGAAGGCUGGGUUGGUGUUGGAAGGUUCUAGCAGGGCGUGACAGGAGAGAGGUUUUGUGUUGACUGCACCACAGGUCAUUUCAGGGCAGUGUCUCCCAAACCUUUUCUUUAGCAGAAACAGGGUUAAGUGCCUUGCUCAAGGGUACAUCAACAGAUUUUUCACCUAGUCAGCUCGUGGAUUAGAACCAGCGACCUUUCGGUUACUGGCACAACGCUCUUAACCACUAAGCUACCUGCCGACUAUUUAAGUCCCCCAGACAGUCCACUUAUUUGAUGUGUUCCAGAACUAGCACAGCUGAUUCUAAUGGUCACCUAAUCAGCAAGCCCCUCAUUAGGUAAAUCAGCUGUACUAAUUCUGGAAUAAAAUAAUAUGUGGACUUCCUCGGGUACUUAAGGAGAGGUUUGGGAUGCUCAAUGUGUAAAUGUAUGGUUUUAAACUGUAGUGCUUUGUGUUUUAUGUUGUAAAUUGUGUGUAAAGCUUUGUGUGCUGCUAUUUUGUCCGGGCCUCUCUUAUAAAAUAGAUGUUUAAUCUCAAUGAGACUAGCCUGGGAAAAUAAAGGUAAAAUAAAGAUAAAAUAAAUACAUAAAUAUUUGGUUUCAAAAUAUCAAACUUUUUUAAGUGAACUUUCAGGUCAUGACAAAUAUAAUGAAUUAUAACCAUGAUAACGAUGAUGAUGAUGAUGAUGAUGAUGAUGGGGAACAUGAUGAUGCUUUCUAAACAUGUUCAAAGUUGACUUCACUAAUCAGUGUUCCAUGUCACUGUCUCCUCCCCUCAGCACCUGCAGUAGGUCCCAGCUGUAGCAGUACAGUCACUGUGCAGUCUGACUGAGGGAGGUUUUUGUACGGCUCUGUAUCACUGUGUGAACACUCCACCACUGUGGUAACUCUGACAGUAGUAAUCUCCUGCAUCUUCAGCCUGGACUCCACUGAUGGUCAGAGUGAAGUCACUCCCAGAUCCACUGCCACUGAAUCUAGAUGGAGUCCCAGUGAACUUGCUGUUAAUGUUAUAAAUGAGGAGUUUAGGAGCUUCUCCAGGUCUCUGUAGGUACCAGUGCAGGUUACUCCCAUAAAUACCACUGCUGAGUUUACAGCCAAUGUUGACCGUCUCUCCAGUGCCAACAGCUUUCACUGCAGGUGUCUGAGUCAGAGUGUACUGUCCUCUGGAUUCUGAAUAUUAAAUGGUGAGAGAAACAAACAGAACACUUUUUAAUAUCUGAAAUAUGUAAUGAAUACAUUAUCCUGAGAUAAGCAUGAUUACUUACUCAAUUAUCAUUACUUAGAUAUUAAUCAUUCUUAUACCUUGUAUGUAGAAGACAAGUGUCCAGAUGAAGAUGGUGAUAAAAGUCAUGUUUGUUGUGGGUUCUGUUGUCAUGAAGGACAGCUCUCAGUCAUGAAGUGUUAAACUCACAGGGAUAUAAACACUCCCAGACCACUGAAGCAUGUGCUGCCAAUGCAAAGUGUUCAAUCUAUGCAAACAGGGGUAUAUUCAUUCCGCCGAUUCUGUUGCAAAACGUUUCUUAAACAGGAGCAAACAGAACGAAACAUGGAUGGACCUAUCUACAUUUUUCCAAUUGAAACUCGUUUUGCUCUGUUUGCUUCCUUUUGUUUCUUUUUUCCAACAGAAAUACAGGACGUGACAACUACAAUACCAAUGUCCAAGCAAGGCACAAAUUGGGAUAGCAAGAAUAGUUAAAUGGACAAUAAUAAAAAGUAUAAUAUUCACAGUUACACCACAUUAGAAAUUUACUUCAGUUACAUCCAUUAUGACCUCUAAAGUCCAUUAAACUAAGCAAUAAAGUAUCCGUUUGGUUCUUAAACGGUAAAGGUUUCUGUAAUGAAUACAACCCCCCCCCCCUAAGGUGUAUUCACUAGGAGCCUAACGGAAGCAAACAGAAGCAAACAGUAGGAAACUGAAAAAAACGGGGAGGGACCUAUCUGAUUUUGUCCAAUAGAAACUCACGUAUUCGUUUCAAAUCUUUUUCCAAUGCAAAACGUUUUGCUAUGGUGUACAACUAACAUAUAAACUCCAGACUUUCUUAGUCCCACAGAGACAGUGUAUUUGAAGAGUGGAGUGGCUGAUUGCCCAGCCAAUCAUAGCCUUGAUUGGUAAACUAGCCUCGGCUGGGCUGGUGUUGGAAGGUUCUAGCAGGGCGUGACAGGAGAGAGGUUUUGUGUUGACUGCACCACAGGUCAUUUCAGGGCAGUGUCUCCCAAACCUUUUCUUUAGCAGAAACUCAGGAGCAAAUAGGGUUAAGUGCCUUGCUCAAGGGCACAUCGACAGAUUUUUCACCUAGUCGGCUCGUGGAUUAGAACCAGCGACCUUUCGGUUACUGGCACAACGCUCUUAACCACUAAGCUACCUGCCGACUGUUCAAGUCCCCCACACAGUCCACUUAUUUGACGUGUUCCAGAACUAGCACAGCUGAUUCUAAUGGUCACCUAAUCAGCAAGCCCCUCAUUAGGUAAAUCAGCUGUACUAAUUCUGGAAUAAAAUAAUAUGUGGACUUCCUCGGGUACUUAAGGAGAGGUUUGGGAAACACUGAUUAAGGGAUUAGGAGUUAUAAUCAUGUUAUACCAUCUCAAUAAAUAUAGUAUAUUUGUCUCUUGAAAUUCACAACCUGACAGAGGGAUCAGGUUUUAUUCUGAAAUGCUGUGAGACAUUAUUAUUGUUAUAUGCAUGCAUUACUUACUUAAUUAUCAUGACUUAGAUAUUCAUAAUUCGUAUACCUUGUACGUAGAAAGCAAGUGUCCAGAUGAAGAUGGUGAACUUUCAGGUCAUGACAAAUAUAAUGAGUUACAACCAUGAUAACGAUGAUGAUGAUGAUGAUGAUGGGGAACAUGAUGAUCCUUUCUAAACAUAUUCAAUGUUGAUCUCCUUACUAAUCAGUCUGACUGAGGGAGGUUUUUGUACGGCUCUGUAUCACUGUCUGAACACAUAUUUACUAUUGGGAUAGUGGAAACUCUGACAGUAGUAAUCUCCUGCAUCUUCAGCCUGGACUCCACUGAUGGUCAGUGUGAAGUCACUAAGAGAUCCACUGCCACUGAAUCUAGAUGGAGUCCCAGACUGAAGUGUUGUAGCAUAGUAAAUAAGGAGUUUAGGAGCUCCUCCAGGUUUCUGUUGGUACCAGGCUAGAUAGUUAGUACCAUACACAUCACUGCUGGUUUUACAGUUCAGAGAGACUGUCUUUCCUGGGAGAACAGAUUCCACUGUAGGAGUCUGAGUCACAACGUACUGUCCACUGGAUUCUCAUAAAUUGACUGAAAAAAUGUCUGUGAAUGAAAUAGUAUAGUAAUUCAAAGUACUGAAUAGAAAUAUUAACUUUGAUAUACAUUUAAAUGGAGUAGAUCUAAUAAUAUUUUCAACAAUACAUUCGGAAAAUUGUAACUUUGAAAGCAGAAAGCAAGUGUCCAGAUGAAGAUGGUAAAAAAAGUCAUUGUUGUUGUGGGUUCUGUUGUCAUGAAGGACAGCUCUCAGUCAUGAAGUCUUAAACUCACAGGGCUAUAUAUAAUCUUAGAGCAGCGGAGAAGAUACAUUAUGCAAAUGAAUGUUUCAAAUCUAUUUCAGUUUCCAAGUAGGCUCCCAUCAUUAGAAUAUUUUUUGUCCUGCAUGAACUUGUUUUUAAAAUAAUAGUAAUUAGGUGGGUGCUUAUAUUUGUCUUUAUAUUUGUCAAAUAAAGUACAGAUACCCUACAAAAACUACUUAAGAAGUACUUUAAAGUAUUUUUACUUAAGCACUUUACACCCCUGCUUUGCUGAAGAUCUUACUGAAGCUGUACUUGAUGUAGUUACUUAGUUGAUGUGUUCUGUUUGUUCCAGGUAACAGUGUCCCCACCCUCACCGUCCUGGCCCCCUCUAGUGAGGAGCUGUCCAGUACAACAACAGCCACACUGACGUGUCUGGCCAACAAGGGCUUCCCCUCAGACUGGACCAUGAGCUGGAAAGUGGAUGGGACCAGCAAGAAGCAGGAGGCCAGUCCCGGGGUCCUGGAGAAGGACGGCCUGUACAGCUGGAGCAGCACCCUGACUCUCACUGCCCAGGAGUGGACCAAGGCAGGAGAGGUGACCUGUGAAGCCCAGCAGAAAUCCCAGACUCCAGUCACCAAGACCCUGAGGAGGGCUGACUGUUCU